This is a messenger RNA of Penicillium taxi, 1125 nucleotides long. Its product is annotated as NAD(P)-dependent alcohol dehydrogenase. Gene Ontology annotation, molecular function: alcohol dehydrogenase (NADP+) activity; zinc ion binding. Gene Ontology annotation, biological process: alcohol metabolic process. The coding region runs from base 1 to 1125 and encodes 374 amino acids. The record is from RefSeq and is a predicted model, not a curated record. NCBI's taxonomy places the organism in Eukaryota, Fungi, Ascomycota, Eurotiomycetes, Eurotiales, Aspergillaceae. The transcript has a single exon.
AUGCCAGAUCCAACUCAACAGUCUGCUCCCGCAGCCGCAUUCAUCGGCUGGGUCGCAUAUGAUGCAACCAGUCCACUGACAUUCACAACUUUCGAGCCAAAACCCUUCAAAGAAACUGACAUCGAAAUUCGAGUGACGCACUGCGGCAUCUGUGGAACAGAUGUACACACGCUACGCUCAGGCUGGGGUCCAACCGACUACCCAUGUGUAGUUGGUCACGAGAUCAUCGGAAUAGUUGAGCGAGUCGGAGCAUCCGUCCCGUCAUUGCCAUCAUCUCCAGAAUCCCGCCUGAUCAAGAUCGGUGAUCGCGUCGGUAUUGGCGCCCAAAGCAUGUCUUGUCUAAAACCUGACUGUGGGGCAUGUGCAGAUGGCCAAGAGAGCUAUUGCCCUCGUAUGACUGGCACAUAUAACGCCCGAUACCCUGACAAGAGCAAGUCAUACGGCGGUUUUGCCACUCGAUGGCGUGGACCCGCGCAUUUCGUCUUCAAAAUCCCUGAUGAGCUUCCAUCUGCUGAGGCUGCUCCACUUCUGUGUGGAGGCGUGACUGUGUUUGCGCCACUGCGUAAACAUGGUGCUGGACCUGGUAAGACUGUGGGUGUGGUUGGCAUCGGUGGACUUGGGCACUUAGGAAUCUUGUUUGCGAGAUCUUUAGGUGCAGAACGUGUUGUAGCAAUCUCUCGCUCAUCUAGGAAACGUACCGAUGCAUUAAAAGGACUAGGUGCACACCUGUUUAUCGCCACGGACGAGGAGAAAGGCUGGGCAAAGACUCACUCACGGUCGCUUGAUAUCAUUCUGUCUACUGUGUCGGCACCAGAUAUGCCGUUAACAGACUAUCUAAGAUUACUCAAGCGGAAUGGAACAUUCAUUCAGGUUGGGGCACCAGAGGACCCAUUGCCGCCAUUGAGGGCAUGGUCACUCAUCCAGAAGAGCGUGAAAGUAACAGGCUCAAAUAUUGGCUCACCGAAGGAAAUUCGACAGAUGCUGCAGCUGGCUGCAGAGAAGAGGGUGCUACCGUGGAUUGAAAAGCGGCCAAUGGCUGAUGUUCAUGCUGCCCUUGCAGAUAUGCAUGAUGGAAAGGCUCGCUAUCGCUAUGUGCUGCAGAAUGGAGAACAAGCUAAGCUAUAG